GCUGUUAUUGUCAAGAUGGCGCAUAACCUGGCAGAAUUAGAGGUCCCAAAGGUAGUCGAACCGAUCGGGGACCGAGGAAAAAGUGUCUUAAGGCGAUGCAGGGGGAGACCCAGGCUAACAGAGUCAGACCGAGCACAGCGACGUCUUGAAUCCCGAAAGAAGUACGACAUUCGGAGGGUAUACUUGGGGGAGUCGCACAAGCUCUGGAGUGAGCUCCGAAGGCGCACAAGUCUGAGUGAUGCUGGAUUGGCAGCAUAUUUAAUCGUGCUCCAUUCCACAUUUGGAGAGAAGUAUCAACAAAAACACUCAAAGAAAACCAUUAUUCCAAAGGAUUCAGAGGAGUCAGUACAUAAGAGAAAAGUUAAGAGGGAGCGUGUGUCGAGUCUGCAUAGCCUGGUGACUUGGUACCAGGACCACUUGCGUUCCUGCCCUCAUGAGCCCCAACUCAGAGCUCUGGAGCACCGGCCCAACUUCUCUACAGCUGCCAUCUGGCAAUGUGCCUCCAACCAUUCAUUUGUCCAACACCUUUUUUCCUCAACGAGGGAGACAAGUGACUCUGAGCAGGAGGAGAGAGAAAACGGAGCGGGCAAAGAUGAAAAUGCUGCGAAAACAGACUUACUGGUGGCGAAAAGGUUAUCAAGCCGAAAGAGAAAAACAAGUCCCCUGUUAAAAGAUUUAAGAGAAUCAACCACUGCUUCUGAGGUUCAGCACACAAAUGAGCUGGAACACACUGAAGCAGUCACACACCAUGGGAGUGUGGAGACCUCCUCCAAUGAUGUCUCUCUGACUGUCCCGCCUGUGUGGGAGAUGGUACUGGAGCUACCACAAAGCUCCCCUGAAGCAAUGUUCCACCCCCUCACCUCAGAAGAGGAGACAGAGGACGUGAGGCGAAGCCAAGAUGAAAGUGUAACAGAGCAAGAAAUUGGCUGCGAUUAUGAGUGUGUUAUUGUAGGAACAUCUUUGGCUGAAAAACUAGGGGAUGAGAAUGUAGGAGAUUCCUUCCCACCCUCCCAGCCAGAGCUGUUGGUCUCGUCUCAAGUUCAAGCAGAAGAGAAAGGGGAACUUUUUGACCCGCACACUUUGCCGACGGUGGUGACUAGCUGUGAGGUUGCUAACCAGCAGACUGCUUUAGAAGGUUCACAGCUAAUUAUCAUAACUGGCCCCACAUAUGAGGCUCUUGCGACGCAUGGAAUUCAACUUAAAACGGGUGCCGGGAAUGUGGCGGAAGAUGCCUGCACUGUCAUCAGGGACAUCACCUACAACCAAGAACCAGAAUCAAAACUCCAAGCAACAGAUGAGGAACACUGCAUGACAGAAUUAAGUGACAAACAGUUGCUACAACCCGCUGUCGAUAAACUAAAUAGCGGCAACGAAUCGCAGAGGACUCUCACCAGGUCAAAGAGAAACCGCCGAGGCCCAGUUGUUGAAGCCGACGGGAUGCUCAAGAUGUUCCAUUGUCCGCACGAGGGCUGCAGUCAAGUGUAUGUCGCCGUUAGCAGCUUCCAGAAUCACGUGAACCUAGUUCACAGGAAAGGCAGGACCAAGGUUUGUCCACAUCCAGGCUGUGGGAAAAAAUUCUACCUGUCCAACCACCUACAUCGCCAUAUGAUCAUCCACUCAGGUGUGCGAGAUUUCAUCUGCGAGACGUGUGGGAAAUCAUUUAAGCGUAAGAAUCACCUGGAAGUUCACAGACGGACUCACACGGGAGAAACACCUUUACAAUGUGAAAUCUGCGGCUACCAAUGUCGUCAGCGUGCGUCCCUCAACUGGCACAUGAAAAAACACACCCCGGAGGCCCACUACAACUACACGUGCGAGUUCUGCGACAAGCGUUUUGAGAAGUUGGACAGUGUGAAAUUCCACAAGUUGAAGAGCCACCCAGAGAAGCUGUCCUCCUGAGGUGAUCACACUGUGGCUAAAAGCAAAAAAGACUCUUGGGGGAGAUUCGUUUUGUUUGUCAAGACGACAACCGAGUGACGUUGGUGUGAACGGCUGUGCGGGUCACAGCAAAUUGCAAUCUCGAUAGCUGCAAAAAUCGAAGCGCUUCCAAAUUAUCCUAUUCUUUUUACCCAUUACAUAAUCUUAUUUAAAAAAAAAAAAAAAAAAAAAGCCUUUUUGCUCCACAUAUGGCACAAAAAAAUGUUCCUUCUAUUUCAAGUCCAACAGUUUAAGAGGAAAUACGUAGAGUGCUAUUUUGCACAGUGUGUAAGAUUUGACAAAAUUGUGAACAUCUCUUGACCGCAAUUCAUUUCACGCGGGCUGGCAACUCGGGGUUUAGUUCUGGGGUUCUAAUUAAUAUAUAUUUAUUUUCAGUUUUAUUCACUCUCCUCACCCUCAGGAAAUAAUUGCGUGUCCAUUUGUGUCAAUGUUUUAAGCCUGCUGUACAGUGUGUGUUUUGUUUUCUAGACAAAUGCACUUUUUUUUUUUUUUUUCUCCCCCGUGUCAGCUCUGAUGAAUCAUUAAAUUCUGUGGGCCCCGUUCUUUAA
Molecule: messenger RNA, 2486 nt
Organism: Syngnathus acus (greater pipefish)
Lineage: Eukaryota; Metazoa; Chordata; Actinopteri; Syngnathiformes; Syngnathidae
Gene: znf653
Product: zinc finger protein 653
Exons: 10
Coding region: 16-1899 (627 amino acids)
Biological process (GO): regulation of transcription by RNA polymerase II
Cellular component (GO): nucleus
Molecular function (GO): transcription coregulator activity
Source: RefSeq, a predicted model, not a curated record